AUGGCGACGAACGGCACCAAAACGGAUGGACAAGUCACAGAACUGAACGAGGUGGCCACUAACAAUGACAAACCCAAGUCACUGGACGUGAAGCCCGAAAAGCAGAAAAAGGAUUUGCCUGAUAGAGAAACAUGGGGGGGAAGAUUUGAUUUCCUCCUGUCGUGUGUGGGUUAUGCAAUUGGACUGGGAAACGUGUGGAGAUUUCCCUAUCUGUGUGGAAAAAACGGAGGAGGUAAACAAUAUUUUUUUUUUCCACUGCUAAUUUAAGCACACUGCACGGCCCAUUCAGCUCCAUGAUGCACGCACAUAAUCGAGCAUGCCUAAUUGACCGUGUUGAUAACAUGAAAAGAAUUAAUAUCACCUACAUUUGCAACUCUAAUUAAUUCAUGUUGUGCUGUGCUGCCUUUGAUAGUGCGUCAGCCUCAGAUUGCUGUUUUUUAACGAAUACUUUACUUUUGUCCAUGCAGGAGCCUUCUUGAUUCCAUAUUUUUUGACUCUCAUAUUUGCUGGGGUUCCCUUGUUUCUACUGGAAUGCUCUCUUGGUCAAUACACCUCCAUUGGAGGGCUUGGUGUGUGGAAAUUGGCUCCUAUGUUCAAAGGUAUAACUCAUCUUCUAUCUCUAGAGACUGUCUCAAGUAUUUAUGAAGCUGACUUAUCCAAUGACAUACUGCCUAAUUCAUCUUUGUAUGAUAGGUGUGGGCCUUGCAGCAGCUGUCCUGUCAUUUUGGCUUAACAUUUACUACAUUGUAAUCAUUGCUUGGGCCAUUUACUACUUGUACAACUCUUUCACCACUGUAAGUAUCACACACUGUGACUCACAAACAGCCUCAGACGGUCAAGAUUGUUGUUGAAACUUAAAAUCCUUUCAACGUGUAAAGAAGAAUUUAAAAAAACAAAUGUUUUGCAGGAUCUUCCAUGGAGCUCUUGUAACAAUCCAUGGAACACAGAGAAAUGUUACACAAACCACUCCAUUUUGGACACCACCAAUCUCACCAGUGCAGUGGUAGAGUUUUGGGAGUAAGAUAUUGACUGCUUUUCUUUUUUGCUUUCCACAACAGCAGAGCUUUUAAGUAUCCUGCAUGCAUCCCAGAGAUACAUAAAAGACAGCCUCCUCUUCUCCUGCUGCACGCUUAUUUCCCUGUGUGGAUAAUAGUCUUGUUGUUGCUCGCUCUGAUUUAUAGGCGCAACAUGCAUGAAAUGACCGAUGGCUUGGAAAAACCAGGCCAGAUUCGGGUGCCACUGGCUAUAACACUGGCCAUCGCCUGGGUCCUUGUGUACUUCUGUAUCUGGAAAGGGGUUGGCUGGACAGGAAAGGUAAGACCUUUGCCAGAUUUGGGUAUCCAAGUCCUUUAAUGCAACACCAGUUCCCAAUGAGGAAUCAAAGUGACAACUAUGCAAUAUUAAUCAGAGUAAUAUCACCUCAUCAAUCAUUCAGGUUGCAGUCAGCAUUGUCCAGAUUGAUUUGAAAAUAAGAGAAAAGACAUCAAACAGCUAUGCUCACUAAUCCUAGUCUCCCUCUCGGUGGCUCCUCUAAUUCCAAGCCUCCUGACACAGAGUCUAUACUGAGUGUGGCUUCAUGAUAGGAGGAGCAACAAACAGCCAUACGCUUCAAUCUGGUUUUGUCCUCCUCCCUCGACUUGGAGCAGCUUCCCUCCCCUGGGGUGCCACAUUUCAAAAGUCGAACACAUCACGUGACCAUGGCAAAUAAAAUUUGUUUUAGUCACAGAAUAUCCCAUCCCCCUGCACAUUUUGCUUGCAUAGAGUCACAAGUGCACACAAAUGCUCCAAGUGAAGCUGCAGUGAUUUCUUCAAAGAGUAUUUUUUUUAUCUAAAAAGAGACGUCAGAGAAGAAAUCUCAAAAUUCAGAUUUCUGAAUGAUGGUAUGAUUCACAAACUGUGCAUGCAUUAUCAAUUUAAGAUGCAGCUCUGUCCCCCGUGCUGAUUGCUCUGUCUCAUCUUAUAGGUGGUUUACUUCUCUGCUACAUAUCCUUACUUCAUGCUGUUCAUUCUCUUCAUCCGUGGGGUGACUCUGCCUGGAGCUAAAGAGGGAAUUAUGUUCUAUAUCACCCCUGACUUUGAAAAACUGAAAGAAUCAGAGGUAAUAAUAUAUAAUCAUCCGAAUCAAACCUGUGUGCUGCAUGCCUGAGUGAGCAGAGCGCGGCCUCACGCGGCUAAAAUGCUCGUGUGUUCCUUUGUCAGGUAUGGCUGGAUGCAGCUACACAGAUCUUUUUCUCCUAUGGAUUGGGAUUGGGGUCGCUUAUAGCCCUGGGCAGCUAUAACCCUUUCAAUAACAAUGUUUACAGGUAAGAUGUGUGAUGAUUCCUGAAUAGAGAUAAUCUUUUAGACAGAGUCUGGUUAGAUUUCACCAAACCAGAGCAAAAUGAAGAAGCUGGAGUUAUUAAAUUGCUGCUUUUUGCUGCACUAUAUGUCCCUUUUACAGACCUUAUUCAAGGGUACUCAAUAAGAGCCCUUCAAGGGCCUUAUUAAUGUGAAUUGCUGGCAUGAAUACAAUAACAAUCAAAGGAGAAGGUUGUUUCUUUCUGUCAGUGUGCGUGCUGGAGGGAAAAAAAAAACUCUGAUUGCAGAGCCUGAGUGUUUUCUCCAGCAGGCCCAUGGUUCUGGGUCACGUAAACAAUUGGUUACAUAAAAAUAGUUGCAUUCAUUUUGUGUCCUUGUUUCAAACGGAUCCAUCUUUCCGGGUCUAAAUCCUCCAAAAAAUGAUUCUUUUACAUGAGUUCAUGUCUGCUGCAAACUUAAAAACCGCCACUGAAGAGUUUGUGUUUGAUCAAAAAGGAUUUAAAAGGCGUGAUGCUUUCCUCAGCUACUCUCUGAGACGUUCCUCUCUCCUGUAUGUGUUGAAAACAUGAGUAAAAAAUGAGUGCAGUCAAAUGUUUGAAAACAGGCUUUUUUUAUGUUUCCUGUCGCCAGAGACUCUGUCAUUGUGUGUUGCAUCAACUCCUGUACCAGCAUGUUUGCUGGCUUCGUAAUCUUCUCCAUUGUCGGCUUCAUGGCUCACGUGACAAAGAAAGACAUCGCCGACGUAGCAGCUUCAGGUGAGAGAUUGAACCCGCGCUUUCUUCUGUCACACUCCUGUCUCCGCACAAAAAAGAAAUGCGCUCUGUCAUUGAUUCUUACAGCUACAAUGUGUGUUUUCAGAGUGCUUGGAGAAUAACCCUGGUGACAUAUGAUUUCCCUUUUCGCUAUCCAGGUCCUGGCUUAGCUUUUCUGGCCUACCCCGAGGCUGUAACCCAGUUGCCUGUGUCUCCUGUCUGGGCCAUUCUGUUCUUCUCCAUGCUGCUCAUGCUGGGGAUCGACAGCCAGGUAAGGGGCUUGGAGAUGAUCUGCUCAUGGCCUGACCUGAAUAUUUAAAAUACAAGCACAUAUCAUGCGGCUCGGCCCUGCUCCCUUCAUGAUAAGUGUGCAAUUUUCUUCUUGUGGGCAGAUAUAGCUGAGCUUUGACAUCAGCUGUCAGGUCUUCUUAAUGCAACUUUACCACCUCUGUGGGUCCACAGGUUUCACUGUCGGCGUUUCUUUCUUUCGUGUUUGAUAUUUGGGUUCAAACGAGGCCACAGAGACUUGAAAACUGUAUUUAUACAGCGAUGUACAAACUGCAUUUCAAAGUUAAAGACAUAAAUUACAACCCCGUUCUUGAUGUCACAGCAACUGAGCUUUUGCAUAACAGAGUCAUUACCAAAAUGGCCUUCAAGAAGUGGAUGCUUGGUCAUUCAGAAGAUUACGUUAGCGAUUUUGUCCCAUGGUUUGGUGCACACUGCAACUCUAUGUCAUAUCUCAUCAUCAGUUCGCCUAACUGCUAAAAUAAAACUUCUUUAGCGAAGAGUACAGUUUUCUAAAUAUUCGCAGGCCUCUACACGCUCAGUGUGCAGCAGAUGCAAAGAGUGUGUGUAUGCUUAACGUACCUUUGUGCGAUUCUGUCCCUCAGUUCUGCACCGUGGAAGGCUUCAUCACUGCUUUAGUGGAUGAGUUUCCCCGAGCUCUGAGGGGAAGACGAGAGCUCUUCAUCGCCGUAGUCUGCCUGGUGUCCUAUGUGAUCGGACUGUCAAACAUCACACAGGUACAGCAGGGCAGCUCUCUUAUGUAACCGCCGACUGUUAAAGGCAGCAGAUUAAUCAAAUGAGUUAUAGAGUUUGGAGAUGUAAUUAAAAGAUUAAAAGUAAAGAAAUUAAUGCAUCUGUGCAGCAGGCAAGAAGCAAUUUAAGUUCCUAAGUGUUUUUUAAUGAUAGAAUCAAAAGAAAAUAGGCCGUGCCUGCAAAAAUAGGUUGUUAAAAGCACGCACUUGUCUGUUUUUCUGUAACCAGGGUGGAAUCUAUGUGUUCAAACUGUUUGAUUACUACUCUGCGAGUGGGAUGUGUCUGCUGUUCCUGGUCUUCUUUGAGUGCAUCUCCAUAUCCUGGUGUUACGGUGUGUAUCGCAUCUGUGUUUCAUGCAGUAUUUCGGAUUUUCACAACCAUUUUAUUUGUUCUUUAAAACUAAACCAAACAUAAAUAAAGCGGUGAAAUGUUACGUAAAUGAGCCGCAGCGGUACAUAUGAAGGUUAGAACGCGCCACACCUCUCCGAACGGAUGUUUGCGCCAGACGCUACUCAGCCUCAAGGUCACGAGCGCUCAUGUGUUCCAUCUCGCCAUCCUCAUCAUUAUGCACGGCAGACUGGCAGCAAAUUGAAAUAAAUUGGAUAUGAAUAUUUUGAUCAUGGAUUCAUUUGUCUCGCAGGUGUGAACAAGUUCUACGACAACAUCAAAGAGAUGAUUGGCUACAAGCCGUGUAUAUGGUGGAAGUUGUGCUGGGUCGUGUUCACGCCUCUCAUCGUUGGUGUGAGUACUCUGAACUAAUACAAGCGUACAUCUAAAGUCACGACAUGAGGAAUGAGACAAUAAAUAAAGUCAAUAUUACCUGCCUGCAGCCAUGUCAGGCUCAGACAGAGCCGCCUGGAGUCAGCGGUGUCAGGAUGCAUAAAGCGUCUCUUGUCUCCCACAGGGGGUGUUCUUGUUCAGCGCCAUACAAAUGGUUCCUCUCAAGAUGGGAGACUAUGUGUUCCCAGGCUGGGGUCAGGGAGUAGGCUGGCUCAUGGCGCUGUCCUCAAUGGUUCUCAUACCAGGAUACAUGGUCUAUAUGUACCUGGGUCUCAAGGGAACCUAUAAGGAGGUGAGAAGAGAAUUGUUUGUUCGGUUUGUUUGGCUUUAAGCACUACUUUUGCCAGCUUGUUUUGAUCUCUACUGUGUUUGUGACUCUACACACUCCCUCUGUUAUGUAAUCCAUUUGUGUCAUGUCUGACCCACAGCGACUUCGGAUAAUGCUCCAGCCUCCUGCAGUCGUCAGGCGACCUCAGGAGAAUGGACCUGAGCAGCAGGCGGAAACCAACACCGCUAACCUUUCCAGUCCCGCCAAUCCAGCCAGUCCUGCUAACCCAGCUCCGGCGAACCCCGCCAGCCCAGCCAAUCCGGCUCCGGUCAACUCCACCAGUCCAGUGACCCCCGCCAACCCCGCUCCUCCCGCGCCGGCUAGCACAGCCACCGCCGCUAGCCCGGUGAACCCAGCGACUAGCCCCACCACCGCCGCAACCACCACCGUCACCACCACGGCCAGUCCAGCUAACCCAACUACCACUACAACUGUUAGCCCGACUAGCCCACCACCACCAAACCCAGCUGGUCCAACGGAGCCUGUUAACCCUCCAAAUCCCACAAGCCCGACCUCUAACCUGACCAAUGCUGAGGCCAACGUGUAG
Messenger RNA from Xyrichtys novacula (pearly razorfish), 5743 nucleotides. The record is from the annotation of a GenBank genome assembly. Lineage: Eukaryota; Metazoa; Chordata; Actinopteri; Labriformes; Labridae.